CCCAGAGCAAACCCUCGACAGUAUCUAAAACAAGGUUUUAGUCGUCUUGGCGAACAAUAGUAUCAGCACUGCAAUGGUUGGUUGUUCGAUAAACGAUUUCUCAUUUUUCGACAGCUCGGGGAAUCUUGUCCUGGGCGAAUACAAUGACGAUGGAAUAUGCAUCUUUGAAGAGGCGAAUUGCAACCCAAGGUCUUCGCCACGCGAAUGCUGUGCAUACAAUCCUGAAUCGGCCAACGAUGAUGGGUUGGGGGGAUGGGCAGACAAGUAUUUACUACUUUGCCUCAUGGUUCCGAUGUUAUACCUAUAUCAAGUUGUCAAAAAAAAAGCGGAAUCACAAAUCGACGAAGGUCGAACCAACGGGAAGGGAGAACCAGCGAGUUGCAACGAUGUUUCCGAAUCGAUAUCCUGUUGGAAAAAGCCGAUCAAAUUCAUCCAUUCGAUGGGUUACUUGAUAUUUUCAAUGAUGAUCGUUCCAGCGACAAUCGUGACACGCAAAUCCUACCAAGCAAAUAUGUCCGUCUCUCAAAUGAACUUGUUAAUGUCCGCCGAGGCAUUCAUGAUUCCAUUUGGUGAGAUUUUUCAAUGCAUCGAGGAUGUUGUCCUCGUGCAGAUUGGCUAUGCAAUCGGUAGAAGCGACAAGCCUAGAACCGAUCACUUGAUCCACGUCGGGAUCGCCGGGAGUAUUGUUACUGGCACCGUUGCCGGUUUGAUUGGGACGAUCCUUGCACUAUGGCCUUCGGCCUUCGCACUACUUACAAAUCCAGGCCGAAAGCACGACCAGAGUCUCUAUGAAGGCUGUGAAUGGUUUGAAGGGAACGAUGAUUACGAUCGAUGGUUGAUUUUGCCCUACUGGAUGAUGAAGUCCUGGGCUAUGGUCUUUCAACAGAUUGGAAUGGUUUUGAGCGGCUUUUUCUUUGGCGCCAAGGCAAUUGCCGGUGAGAAAUCAUCCGUCACAUUGAACGAUGUUUGUUCCUGAAUUCACUUUUGGGUUGUUGUAAUCACAACGUCAACUCUCAUGUAAUGCUGAUGUUUCAAAUUCUUUCACUUUCAACCCACAAACCGUGCAGAUAUAGGGUGGAUAUUACUGUUUUCUCUGACACUGACUCUAUAUAUUUGGUUUUCCAAUGUCGGAACCUGGUCGAAUCCAUUGACGCUGGUGGGAAUCGCUGAUAUAUCUGGGGAUAUCGUCUUGCCCGUCCUGGCUAUCUCUUUUUUAGCCUCCCCGCUGGCAUCUUCAAUUCGCGAGCGAACCGGUUUGUCCCUGUCGGGGUCGAAAGUCAUCGACAAUCUUCGAUGGCAGCCCACGAAUGGAUUUGCACCGGUUGUCAGUAAGAAAGUCGUUAGUGACAAUGGUGAAUUUUUCAGUAGAGAAUCGACAAGUCUGAUUGGUAACAGAAAGUCAGAGGAAAAUAGCGCAUUCGAAAGAAGCAUUACUACAAACAACGAGGCCCCGAACGGCACAAACAACACGAUGAAACUAUUCGUCGAAGGUUUUAAGGUUAUGUUCAUGGACGUUGCCAUUCAGGGCUGUACCAGUUUCACUUACUAUGUUGCACUGAGGCAGGACAGCGAGGUGGCCUACCAAAUUACUGCCCUUCAAUCGGCCUUGCCCCAAUACGGCUACGGCUACGCCGUCGGAAUUUCAAUCAUCUUCAAGCUGACGGGAUCGCAGCUUCUGGCCAAAGGAAAAAAUAAGCUCUUCGUGGUCUUUGCCAAGAUUUGCAUCGUCUCAGUUCUGGCAAUGAUCCCUGCCAUCGUCGCGGAGGUUCUCGAGGCGCGACAUACCAUCGCCCUUGAGUACGGAUCGAAUGCGUGUUCCUAUGCACAGAAUUCGAAUUGCGUUCCGUUUUUUGAAGCAAUUUUCGGACCGAAUGCCAACGGGGGAGGAUUCACUCUGCAGUAUACCUUUACGGCCCUGGCUUUUGGUGCCGUCACGGAUUCUGUCAGCCUCGUGCUGCGAUCGGUCUUGCUAGCACUAUUGGAUUUUGAUUUCUUGGUGAACAGCACCAUCUGUGCCGUUGGAGUGUACAUUCCCAGCAUGUACGCAGCGACCUGUCUGGACACAAUCUAUAAGGGCCAGGCAAUUUCGUACUACGUGGCAAUGAACAUGCCGCAGCUCGUUUUGAUCCUGGUCCUGUUGGUGCGUCUGAAGUAUAACUUUCGCAAAGUUUUAGAUGGAGAAGAAGGACCAUGGACAGAAACCUCACCUGAGGAACGAAGCAACGAUGAACCAAGCUCUGAGCAAAUAAGUUCCUCUUUCAGUUACAAGGAAGAGAUGGGACCACUGAUAAAUUCAAAAAAGCGCAGAAGUAGUUUAGUUACAGUCUAUGCAUAAGAUGAAGAAUAAAACUCAUGAUKCCAUUGUCAAAAACAGAAAAAGAUUAUCUAAUCAUAGGUCGUAUCUUCGUCAAAGAGAAAAAUUUUCUUAAAAGGUUGGAAAAUAACUUAAAUCUGUACAG
Pseudo-nitzschia multistriata is the source of this 2459-nucleotide messenger RNA. The record is from the annotation of a GenBank genome assembly. NCBI's taxonomy places the organism in Eukaryota, Bacillariophyta, Bacillariophyceae, Bacillariales, Bacillariaceae.